Necator americanus (New World hookworm) is the source of this 969-nucleotide messenger RNA. RefSeq lists its product as uncharacterized. The transcript has 7 exons. Gene Ontology annotation, molecular function: DNA binding. The record is from RefSeq and is a predicted model, not a curated record. The coding region runs from base 1 to 969 and encodes 322 amino acids. NCBI's taxonomy places the organism in Eukaryota, Metazoa, Nematoda, Chromadorea, Rhabditida, Ancylostomatidae.
AUGUCCUUUCAACCUGCAUUUAAUGCCAGGUUAAUAGCAGAAGUAAAAAAAUAUCCAUGUCUCUAUAAUCACGCGAAACGAGGAAGCGGUGACACGAUGGAACGGAUGCGAAUUUGGGAGAAAAUUGCUGCUGCUGUCGACAGCAACUGCUCUGGUGACUUCGCAAAGAAACGUUGGUUGCAACUCCGAGAUCGAUACCGGAAGGAAUUGAAAACGGCCAUCAAGCAAAAUUUUGUCACUCCUGUACGAUGGUGUUAUUUUUCGCACCUAUCAUGGCUCGAUCCCUACUUAAAGGAUAAUUUAGUAUUGACUGCCUGCGAUGGCUAUGGAGAGAGUAACGACGGUUUUUCAGUUGACGUUUUCGGAUUGAAUUCGGUGAAAACGGAGCUGGACGAUUCUGAUUGUGGUCAGUCGUCUUCCCUGAUGGAAACAUCCGUGAUAGAUCGCCUUCUUGCCUCAACUCAUCAGAUCACAAGUUCGCAAAAAGAUGAGCGCGAAGAGCAGAACAUAGGCGCGUGUGGUGCUGAAGAAGAAGGAAAAGAGGAUGGCGAAAAGGGCGUAGAAGCACCCUCACGGGAGUUAUGCGAUAGGAGAUCCGACAAAGGCGACAGUGGCGUUGGACUCGUUCAUCUGCCGCAACCACUUUCGUCUUCGAUUAUGAAGAAUCAGAUCAUGGCUCGGUAUCAGCAGCUUGAACAGGCGAUGAUCAAGCAGGCCAUAAAUACGGGGAAAAGUGUGAUGGAAUGGAUGAACGAUGAGGAUUUCUUAUACUGUAGGAUUAUCGGUGUUCGUUUAAAGAAGAUGGAGCCAAGAAAGAGGAAACGAAUCCGUGCCCAGAUCAUGAGUCUCCUCGAGGAGUCCGAGAAUGAACUGGAAGAAGACGACGACUCAAUGAGCAGUCCGAAUAUGGACGGAACGGAAUCCUCAGGCUAUGAUCAUUCGCUGCUGGAUGUGACUAACGAACAUUAA